CCGUCGUCCCCCUCCCUUCCUCGUCGUCUUCUUCUGCUUCUGCUGCUGCUGCUGGCCCUCGCUGGGGGUCCCGUCGAUCCAUAAGCCGGUGCGCGAUUGGGGCGGGUCGGGGAGGGUUGGUUGGUGCGGAGGGAGGGAGGGAGGUGAUGAGUACUAGAGAUGGGACGAUGCUUCCGUAAACCUUCUGCUCACCGACGAGGCGUUCGCUGGUGAGCCCGCUGGUGCCGAGAUCGCUGCUAUGCGCUUACUAUCCAUAGGGCGGAUUCGAUUCGCAUGCCCGAGGCGUGUUUCGUCGGCGGUGGUCGUCUGCGACGGCUUGGUAAGUGAGUCGUCUACGCCGGCGCUGGUGCUAGCGCGUGCGAGAACGAGUGCGAGUGCGAGUGUCAGUGAGAGUGGGCUGGCGGAGGCUUUGCGCUGCUUUCGCCAUCGUCGGCGAUAUCUUCCCACAUCGACUCGUUGCGCAUCGUCAUCGUCGUCCUCGUCCUCGUGGUCGCGGAAUUUCCUUCUGAGUCGAUCAAUGUUAAAUCUUCAAAACGGGACCUGUCACGCUUGUGACGACGUUCCUUUGUACGGUCGCAUCCUCACGCGCUUCAAGCCCUUCUUCGACCCUCGUCGAUCGCUGCUCCCGAGCCUAGAGUUGGUCCAGCUCGCCAGGCAUCCCUGGCGCCACCGCGCGCGUUAGCUAGCUGGCCAUCGCAAGCAAGCAAUUCCCUCGCCGUGGAAAGCGGGACAGGCAGCAGACUGGCAGGCGAUUUGAAUUCUGGGUACGAAUUCGAAGUAGAAAUCCCCCACGCGUCUCGACUGAAUUCUGGGAUUUCGCCAUACGCAGGUUAGUACAUCGAUCGAUCGGUGGGUGGUGUUGUUCGCAACCUGUAUACUCCACCUCUCGAUUGAUCGACCGAGUCACGAAGACUCCCUCGCUGUGGAUCUCAACGAACUCCAUUCUGAAGCCGAGAUUGUGGAAAGAUGGGCAGACUUCUGUCUGAUGUGCUGGCGUCAGGAUUCAAGGAAGAGAUCGAGGCUCUGGCCAAAGCGAGAUCGGAGGAGGAGCGCCUGAGGAAACGCAAGAGGGCUGGGGGUGAUGGAGAUGGAGGAGGAACAGGAGGAGAAGGAGGAGGAGGAGGUCGGGGUCGAGGAAGGAACGUGAUAACUCUGGAGGACAGAAUGAAAGAGAUUAACCGGAUUUUGCAAGUGAACUACGAGUCGGACGAGGACGACGACGAUCUGGAGGAGCUUUAUCAGGAUUUGUACCAGCACCUGGUGCACUUCCCGGUGUUGGAUUUCACGAACAAAGAAAGCAUAAAUGUGUUCACGCUGGGCAUGGCGCUGCAAAUAGGGCCCUUGGCGAAGCUGGAGAUUCUGGAGCUCGGCAUGCAGGUGGGAUCGGAGGAGGAGAUGGAAUCGCUAGCCGACGCGAUUGACAUGGGCCACCUCCCGAGUCUCAAGUUCCUCAAUGUGUCGGAGAUUCAGUUCGACGACUGCGACCAGGUCGGCGUCAAGGCAUUGUCCCGGGCGCUGAGCACGGGCUUCAAUUUCCUCUCCCUGGAGCAGCUUCAUCUCGUGGAGAAUGACAUUUGCGACGAGGGAAUCAGGGUCCUCUCGCUCGUCCUCGCCGGUGGCUCGGUGGCAUCCCUCAAGCACCUCAACCUCCGCUACAACCACAUCGGUCCAGAAGGGGCCAAGCAUUUGGCGCUUGCUUUAGAAUCAGGCAGAGUGCCUCGCCUCCUAGAGCUCGAGCUGAGCAGGAAUUGCAUCGGAGACGAAGGGGCGGAAGCUCUGUCGAGAGCUUUUGCUUCUGGCAAGGUGCGAGGCCUCGACACUCUGGGGCUGUGGAUGAAUGACAUAGAGGCGAAGGGCGCCACGGCGCUGGCCCGAGCUCUGGAAUCGGGCAAUCUUCCGGCCUUGACGGAUUUAGGAAUCUUAGACUUCGACGACGAUGGAACCAAGGCCAUCGUUAGGUGCUUCUCGUCGGGACACGUAAGGUCUUUGGAGAAAGUCCACUUCGAGCACAUUGAGAAACAAACCGCCAUAGAUCUGGCCAAGAGCGUCCUCGAGCCUGGCCAACUGCCCAAUCUUCAAGAGCUCAGACUCACUUACAUGGACCUGGAGACCGUGGAAGCAUUCAUCCUUGCUUAUGAAAACAACGGUUCCCUCAUAGCCGAGCUUCAAGUCGAUUGGGAUUCAGCUCCCCAAGUGCAGCGUUUAGAGGAUCGUUUCAACCAAGUUAGAGAUCGAAACAUCAGGCUCACUCAGACCUUCACAGCCCCAUAAUUUAGAGGUCUUCUUUGGACUGGAGGUCGAUCGCUCGCUCGCUUGAUCGAUCGAUGGCUUGUACUAUGAAGUAAGACUGGUGGGGAUAGAUGUAGGGAAUUCAUACUUACAGUGUCAGUCGGUCAGUGGAUCGGAAUGUAAAGCUUCACAAGGAAACGGAAAUGGACGAAAAGCAAAGUCCAUAGUACAUAUUAUAAA
Marchantia polymorpha subsp. ruderalis is the source of this 2469-nucleotide messenger RNA. Lineage: Eukaryota; Viridiplantae; Streptophyta; Marchantiopsida; Marchantiales; Marchantiaceae. The record is from the annotation of a GenBank genome assembly.